GAUGAUCAACCUUGACGAGAGCUGGGGUACCGCGCUCUAACAAAGUAAUGUCCUAUCCUGGAAGUUUGAGUGUACAGCGAGGCCUCCAACAACUCCACUCGCCUUGGCAGCUACUGACGCACAAGUGGUAGAGGAUCGGACUCUAGUAUAUAUAAUGCGAUGUUCUGCACCAACAAGAGAGCGCUAAACACCUUCACUACUAUCGAUCACCAUGCAACCAAGACUCAUCUUUUACAGUGCCGCGGCGGCGCUCAUGCACCGUAGCUUUGGCUCCCCUCUCAGCACAAGACAAAGCAAUGUCACUUCUGUGUCCAGUUUCGACGAACUUACACCGAGUGCGGAUCUAGUCUGGACACCAUGCUUCGAAAACUUUACAUGCUCCCUGCUUGAGGUACCACUUGACUACAGUAACGAGUCUGUCGGCACUGUCAACUUGGCGAUCAUCAAACGGCCUGGGGAUAGCGAAGAUGCACAGGAAGUUUUGCUCAAUUCUGGAGGUCCUGGUGGCUCCUCCGUCGGUAUGGUCAUUUCAGACUCUGAAGCUGUCCAAGACAAAAUUGGAACUCAGUACUCGCUCGUUGGUAUCGAUCCUCGAGGUGUCGCCAACAGUGGCCCUUCCAGCGACUGCUUCCCUGAAUACUCCUACAUAACGCGCAACUCCUUCUUGGCUGAGAUCUACACGCCGGUGGACAUUACAUCCGACUACGCACUACGACAAAACCACGAGUACAUGCGCGGCUACGGCAAGUGGUGUUCAAGUGUCUACGCUGUCAAUGGUACAGCAAGAUACGCCAGUACUGUCGCUACCGCGCAAGAUAUGCUUCACUAUAUCGAGCUUCGCGCGAAGAGUAAAGGCGAACCACCUGAAGAGGCAAAGCUAUGGUAUUACGGUAUCAGCUACGGUACCAUUCUUGGCGGUACUUUUGCCAGUCUGUAUCCUGAUCGAAUCGGACGCAUGAUCAUCGACGGUGUUAUGGAACUGGAAGAUCACUACAACGGCGGUUGGGAAAAGUCCAUCGUCGACAACGACGAAGCUUCACGCUACUUCUUCAAGCGAUGCUUCGAGGCUGGCCCAACACUUUGCCAGUUCCACCAGAACGCCACAUCCUGGGAGGAGCUUGAGCAACGCUAUACUGAUAUGUUGCAUGCUCUUAUGAAUUCACCAAUCGCAGUCGGUGACCUUGGCCUUGCUGAACAAGGUGUGGACCUUGGUGUCGUACUUACGCCAACUCUCUUCAAAUGGCAGGACCUUGUCAGCUACAUGUUUGCAACAGCAUACCUUCUAUCCCCAUCAGCAUUCUCAGAGUUGGACGCAAUCCUCAUGGAACUACAAACUGGAGUAAUUCAACUAGCCGCCGUAGUACCAGUCAGAUCGCAGAUCGCUACCACGUUCCCUGGAUACGACCAGCGCAUGGCUCGAUCUCUUGUCAACUGCUUGGAUGCCAAUCGUCGCUUCAACACCUCGGAAUUCCCACAAUACAAGUCGUUCGUGGAACAACUGCAUAACAUCAGCGUGUAUGGCGGGCUCAAUACGGUCUACCAGAGUGGUCCGAUUUGCAGCCACUUGGACGUCGCCCCACCAGACAGCCAGACUUUUGACGGUGUUACAAGAGUUCCUUCGACAAGCGCUCCGAUCCUUCUUGUCAGCAUGUUACACGAUCCCGUCACGCCACUUCCAGCUGCUAGGAAGAUGCAAUCGUUAUUUCCAGGCUCGGGACUUCUGGUGGGAAACAACAGCGGCCACUGUGCACACUUCCAAAAGUCAGAGUGUUUGUCCACAUACGAGAAACAGUACAUGCUCGACGGUACACUACCACCACCAGACACAACCUGCGAGGUCGACCAGCCAAACCCUUUCAUUGCUGUUGCAGAGCAAGGUAACGCUACUACAGGCUCUUCCUAGACUUCUAUGUAU
Messenger RNA from Macroventuria anomochaeta, 1915 nucleotides. RefSeq names its product alpha/beta-hydrolase. The record is from RefSeq and is a predicted model, not a curated record. The coding region runs from base 212 to 1903 and encodes 563 amino acids. NCBI's taxonomy places the organism in Eukaryota, Fungi, Ascomycota, Dothideomycetes, Pleosporales, Didymellaceae. The transcript has 5 exons.